Messenger RNA from Hydra vulgaris (swiftwater hydra), 1319 nucleotides. RefSeq names its product protein boule. Gene Ontology annotation, molecular function: RNA binding. Lineage: Eukaryota; Metazoa; Cnidaria; Hydrozoa; Anthoathecata; Hydridae. The record is from RefSeq and is a predicted model, not a curated record.
UUAAACGUUUAACGCUCAUUGAAAUUUAUUGACAGUUUCACAAAAUGAAUUCUUGCGAAGAAAAUGAAUCCAAUGAGGAAAUAGCCGACGAGCAAGCAGUUGAUUUAAAAAAUCAAGAUCCAUAUCUUAGACAUUCACCUGGUGAUGUUGAAAUUCCAAAUCGGAUUUUUGUAAAAGGUUUCUCUAAAGAAACUACUGAAGAUGAUCUAAUCAACUUUUUUGAAAUAUAUGGAAUUGUAAUAGAAGCCAAUAUAAUACGGGAUAAACAAGGUCUUAGUAAAGGAUACGGAUUUGUAACAUUUGAUAGUCAAACAAUAGCUGAAUCUGUAAAAUUAGAAGGCACAGUACCAUUUAAGGAUCGAGAAGUUGUGAUAGGGCACGCAAAAAUUAGACCAAUAAAAUUUAAAAAUUUGGAACAGUAUAAUUCUGGUUGCUGGUAUGUUCAACAACAACAACCGGCUUAUUAUUCUCCCGACGGUGUAAACUUUUAUUUAGUUCAACAACAACAAGCACCGCCACAAUAUCAGCAGCCAGUGAGUUUUGUGACUUCACCUUCGCAACCCCUUUAUCCGGCAGAGCAAUAUUAUACUCAACAAUAUUCACCACCAGUUCCUUAUCCGUCAACAGCAUGGUAUACGCAGCAGGUUCCUAUCCAACCAACAACAGCUGCACCAAGUUCUGCAACUGCUCAAAUAAUACAAAAUGUUACUCCUCAGCAGGUGUUUACUCAACCAAUCUAUACUUCAAAUACUUUACAUACUGUACCACAAUUUACCACAUUUGCAUUACCCCAAGGUUAUUGUAAAGGAGUGAACACUUUGACUCAAAGCAUGAACAAUAUGGCCAUUAAUGAGCAGCUAAUAAGACGUAAGGAGGAAGGAGGAUAUGAGUAUCACUCAGUUAUUCAGACAUCUCCGCAAUCCCCUGCACAUGUUGUUCCUGUGGCUUAUGAAAGCAAAAUAAUGCAUAAAGAUGAUGAUCAUAUAAACGAGGGCAUGCCUACAAAUUUAGUAUAUUUGCAAGAGCCAACAAAAAUGAAAACUGUUCAUGUUGUAAAACGGGAUAUAUCGCAUGGCAUUUACUAAAAUAUGUGAAUAUAAAAAUAUAAAAUUUAAAAAUGGAGGUAUCUAUAAAAGAAUUAGUAAACACCGCAGUUUCUGGUCCAAGAAAUCAUCAACUCUUUGUAAUUCAAACGUUUCAUAAUUUUUGUUACUUUAAAUGAAAACUUUUAUGGUUUUCUCCGCUUUUUGAUCAAAGUAAAAUAACAUGCAUAUAUACUUUCGUAUAAAAUCAAUGUAUUCAGAAUUAAUGUUUUUAAA